UUGGAUAUGAUGACAUUUGAAAGAGAAAUGGAGGAGGCUGGAGAAGCGGAUCCUCUGUUCGUUUCCGGGAUUAGUGGCGAUACUGUCGGAUUGGGAGUCGAUGGUCAAGCGCUAACCGAGUCCGCUGACGCGGUUGAAGAGUGGCGCCUCGAGAAGCGCUCCAAGGUGAUGCUACGCAUGUUACGUGCUCAUCAAAUACAGCAUGGGUGGUCCGAACCGCUAGUAUUGCAAAACCUUUGUGUGAGCAAUAACAAGAAGCAGGCCGCUUCCAAGUUUUACACUUUGCUGCUUCUCCGAAAACAGUUAGCCGUGGAUAUACACCAAGGAGAACCAUACUCCGAUAUAUUUAUCUUACAAGGCCCCAACUUUCAGAGUCUUGUUGAGGCAGCUUAG
Protopolystoma xenopodis is the source of this 393-nucleotide messenger RNA. The record is from the annotation of a GenBank genome assembly. Lineage: Eukaryota; Metazoa; Platyhelminthes; Monogenea; Polystomatidea; Polystomatidae.